AACCUUAUAAAUUUCCUUUUAAGACAGAACGGAGUUUUAUCUAAUGAAAUCUCUAAUCUUAACAUCAUCCGCAAACGUGGUUUAAGGGAAGGGAAUUGGCGCUUGUUUCGGGACUUUUUAGACUGGAUAGAGAGCGCUGUGCUCGGGGCUCUGCUCCAACAGAGUCGCCAUCCCCCGACAUAAUGGCGUUUCAGAGGCGGCGCCACCACUAUUACCUCCGCCUCCAGCGUCUUAUCCCGUUUAUUUCCGCCUUGUCAGCCGUUCUUCUCAUCCUAUUCGCUCUACUAUCCUUUCUCGCCCCUUCCCCCGUCGAUUCCGUUCACCUCCGCCACCGUUCCUUCCUCAAGAUUCGCAACGACGAUGCAGUUGGAAUUUCGUCAUUUCGUGUUCCGAGUGGCGAGGGGAAAUCGGCUCGUGAUCUUUGGAGCUCCAGAAAUUACAAGUUCUACUACGGUUGCAGCAAUGCCAGCAAGAAGUUUCAAAAAGUUGAAGCUAUUACGCAUCCCAAUCGAUACCUGGCAAUAGCAACCAGGGGCUUGAAUCAACAAAGAACCGGUAUUACAGAUGCUGUGGUUGCUGCCCGUAUAUUAAAUGCUACUCUUGUUGUUCCAAAGUUGGACCAAAAGUCCUUCUGGAAAGAUUCCAGCAACUUUUCAGAGAUCUUUGAUGUCGAUUGGUUUAUAUCAUUUCUGUCAAAAGACGUUAAAAUUAUUCAACAUCUGCCUAGGAAGGGAGGGGAAACUUUGGAUCCAUACACCAUGCGUGUGCCAAGGAAGUGUAGUGAAAGAUGUUAUGAAAGUCGUGUAUUGCCUGUUCUCUUGGAAAGGCAUGCUGUUCAGCUCAGCAAAUUUGAUUACAGACUUGCAAACAAGUUGGGCACAGAUUUGCAAAAAUUGAGAUGUAGAGUUAACUACCAUGCAUUAAGGUUUAUUGAUCCAAUACUUCAUAUGGGUGAAAAAUUGGUUCGUCGGAUGAGGAUGAAAGGCAAGCAUUAUAUCGCAUUACACCUGAGGUUUGAACCUGAUAUGCUUGCAUUCUCGGGAUGCUAUUAUGGUGGUGGAGAAAAGGAAAGGAAAGAACUGGCUGCAAUACGGAGGAGGUGGAAAACUUUACAUAUUAGCAAUCCUGAUAAGGAAAGGAGGCAUGGAAAAUGCCCACUCACACCAGAAGAAGUAGGUCUGAUGCUGAGAGCACUGGGAUAUGGCAGUGAUGUCCACAUUUAUGUGGCAUCUGGGGAAGUGUAUGGAGGGGAAGAGACAUUGGCACCCUUAAAAGCACUCUUCCCUAAUUUCUAUUCAAAAGAAACUAUAGCCACUAAGGAGGAGUUGGAACCGUUUUCUUCAUUUUCUUCUCGCAUGGCUGCACUUGAUUUCAUAGUGUGUGAUGAAAGUGAUGUAUUUGUGACCAACAAUAAUGGAAAUAUGGCUAGAAUAUUGGCUGGACGAAGGAGAUAUUUUGGACACAAACCUUCUAUUCGACCAAAUGCUAAAAAGCUAUAUCGGUUGUUCUUGACUAGAAAUAACAUGACUUGGGAAACGUUUGCCUCUAGAGUUCGUACUUUUCAAAGAGGUUUCAUGGGUGAGCCAAAAGAAGUGAGGCCUGGCAGAGGUGAAUUUCAUGAGAACCCAUCUACAUGUAUAUGCGAAGAUUCUGAUGCCAAGGCAGAAAGAGAUUCCGGACCUAGAAAACAUGGCAAGGGUCACUAUCCCACCAGAAAAGAUGUAGUAAUUGAUGUUCAAAAUCUUGAUGAUGAGCCAGAAUGGCUUGAUAUGGAUGACAAUGAAGAUCGGAAUGAACCCCUAGAGAGAGGUCUCUUCAACAGAACUGUUUCGGAUUUUGAUGGAGCAAUCUCUGAUGAUGAUCUUGAGUUGGAAGAGAUUCUUUCGGACUAACAAAGCUAUCGGUAACAGAUUCUUUUGUUUU
Molecule: messenger RNA, 1923 nt
Organism: Juglans microcarpa x Juglans regia
Lineage: Eukaryota; Viridiplantae; Streptophyta; Magnoliopsida; Fagales; Juglandaceae
Product: O-fucosyltransferase 16-like
Source: RefSeq, a predicted model, not a curated record